AUGAUGCGUGCUGGUUUGCAAACUGGCAGUGUGCAGGACAGUGAUGUGGUGCCAGCGAUCACUGCGGAAGUAAAAGACUUGAAUAGUGCUGAGAUGCCCGACCUGGCACCGGUCAGGAAAGUAGCGGCGGCAGAUUUGUCAGCAUCUGAUUUUGAUCAGGACCAGUUUUAUCUUGAAUUUGAGGCUUUGUUCCGUGCAGCCAGCCCAAAGAAGAACGCAAAAUGGUCAUCGACGUAGGCUGUGGCCGCGGUGAAUGGCUGGACCUGCUGGAUGAGCAGGGCAUACCUGCCAUGGGCGUGGAUAUGA
Molecule: messenger RNA, 306 nt
Organism: Stylonychia lemnae
Lineage: Eukaryota; Ciliophora; Spirotrichea; Sporadotrichida; Oxytrichidae
Source: the annotation of a GenBank genome assembly